Vespa velutina is the source of this 1946-nucleotide messenger RNA. Its product is annotated as glutathione synthetase-like. The transcript has 3 exons. The record is from RefSeq and is a predicted model, not a curated record. Gene Ontology annotation, cellular component: cytosol. Bases 220 to 1704 code for a protein of 494 amino acids. Gene Ontology annotation, biological process: glutathione biosynthetic process. Gene Ontology annotation, molecular function: glutathione binding; ATP binding; glutathione synthase activity. NCBI's taxonomy places the organism in Eukaryota, Metazoa, Arthropoda, Insecta, Hymenoptera, Vespidae.
AAAGAGUGCGCGCGUGCGUUUUGUGCAUAUGUGUGUGUGUGUAUUCGAAUUAUAAAAAAGAAGAUAUAAAAAAGAAAAAUUAAAUUUUAUUCUUAAUUAAAAAAUAGUGAAAAUAUAGAAGUGAAAAUGAUCUGUAUUACAUUGUUUUUACAAUGGUAACGAUUACUAUUGUUCUGUAACAGUUUAGUGAAAGAUUGUAGUAUUCAAUCUGUUUUAAAAAUGAGUGAUGAUAAAAUAUCAUGCAUAGAUAUUCCGUUUUUGUUACCUUCUGUGAAAAAGGAACAGCAAGACUUGGUAGAGAAAGCAAUUGAUUGGGCACUUAUGCAUGGAAUGUGUAUGAGAUCAAAAACAAAUUUUAAUAGAAAUAUGUUACAGUUUGCACCAUUUGUUCUUUUACCAUCGCCGUUUCCUAGAAAAGAAUUUGAAAAUGCCUGUGGUAUUCAAACUAUAUUAAAUGUUCUUAUACAUAAAGUAGCACACGAUUACAAUUUUUUAAAAGAAACUUUACAAGAAACAAUAAAAGUUGAUAAUUUUACUAAAAAACUUUUUGAUAUAUAUGAAACUGUCUAUAAUGAAGGAUUUACACAGAAAAUUUCUUUGGGUUUACUUCGAUCAGAUUUAAUGUUAGAUACUAGUUGUGCAGAAAGAAAUGAAUGUAAGAAACAUAUACCUUAUUGUUGUUGGAAGCAAGUUGAGAUAAAUACAAUUGCUUCUGGAUUUGGAUGGUUAGGUCCAAUAUCCACGCAGUUACACAGAUUUGUAUUACAAGAACUUGGAUAUAAAGAUCAGUUAAGUAAUCUUCCUGAAAAUAAUACAUUAGAAGAGUUAUGCGCAGCUAUGAUUGAAGCAUGGAAGUUAUAUGGAAAUUCACAAGCUAUUAUUUUAUUUAUAGUUGAAGAUGUUUCUUAUAAUAUUUGUGAUCAACGUUUUCAUGAAUUUGAAAUAAGAAAGCAAAAUCCUAAUAUAAAAGUAAUUCGCCGUACUCUGACUGAUAUGAUUACUAUUUCCAAAUUGGGGACUAAUAAGGAAUUAAUAGUGGAAGAUUAUAUUGUAUCGGUAGUUUACUAUAGGUGUGGUUAUGAACCUGGGCAAUACCAUACAGAAAAAGAAUGGGAUGUUAGAUUAUUAGUAGAAAGAUCUUCAGCAAUUAAGUGUCCAUCUAUACAAUAUCAUUUAUCAGGAACUAAAAAAGUUCAACAAGCUCUUGCAAAACCUGGAAUUGUUGCAAGAUUUUUAAAAGAUGAAAAAAAUGUAACAAAUAUUAAAGAAAUAUUCACUGGUUUGUAUGCUCUUGAUUUUGAUGAACAUGGAGAUAUAGCUAUAGAAAUGGGUAUUCAAAAUCCUGAACAAUUCGUAUUAAAACCACAAAGAGAAGGUGGAUGUAACAACGUCUAUGGAACAGAUAUAAAAAAGUUCUUGUUAUAUAUUAAAGAUAAACAAGAACGUGCAGCUUGGAUUCUUAUGGAUAAAAUUAUUCCACCAAUUCAUUUAAAUUAUAUGAUUAGACCAGAAAGACAUAAUUAUUUAGGGCCAAAAGAAUUAGUUUCAGAACUGGGAAUUUUUGGUGUUAUUAUCGCUGAUGAUAAAAAUAUAUAUGUUAAUAAAAAGGCUGGUCAUAUGUUAAGAACAAAGUUAGCUAUUGCCAAUGAAGGUGGAGUAGCAACUGGUUUAGGCGCAUGUGACAGUCCUUUGUUAAUAGAUUAGUAUACUUUUGAGAAGUAUUAUUUUCUACAAAUAAUAGAACAUAAGUAAUGAUUAACUACCAAAGUAAUGUUAAUCAAUAUAUAUUAUUUUUACAAAUUUUCUACAUUAUCACAAAAAUCUAUUACGAAUAAUAUUAAGUGUGCUUUUGAAGUAUGAAACAAUAAGUUUUUUUAUUAGCAGUUAUUUGUAAAAUACGUAAAGAUUUGUAUAAAAUUUUAGAAUCAUCAUACAUAAUGCAAGAA